CGGCGGUUUACUUUCAUCCUCAAGUUUGCUCCGUUGACAUGAUUAGCUGCGAGGUUCUUCUCUAAGUACACUUAACCUUGGUUUCUCCUGAAUGUAAACGAAUCAACCAAAAUUCUUCCCUGGCUGUAUCCUCAACUUAAGCAGGACCAAUGGAGGUGUCCCAUUCGAUCAGGGAGCGCACCAUAGCAGAGAACAGCCUAGUGAUCCUUCUCCAGGGGCUUCAGGGGGAGGUAACCACCGUGGACCUGAGGGAUGAGAGCACGGCGAGGGGACGUGUGGUCAACGUGGACGCCUUCAUGAACGUGCGUCUGGAGGAGGUGCUGUACCGGGACCGCCGCGGCCGGCUCAGUCAGCUGGCCGAUCUGUUUAUCACGGCCAGGAACGUGCGCUACGUCCACAUCCCCGACCACGUGGACAUCAUGGAGACCAUACAGACCCAGCUGACCAGGAUCAGACGCGUUCGCAACUUUGCCGGCGAGAAAAGGGGCAGGAAGGAGUAUCUAAAGAAAAAGAACUGAACUUGGAAUGGUGGAGGACGUUGUGUUGGCCCCAAGGGGCUGACCUUUUCUGACCUGAGUUUCAGCUCCUUGUCACUCAUGGUCAUCCCAAACGUGUGGCUUGACAAUGAGCAAUGGAGUUGGCAAGAGCACAAACAGAUCUGGGACCAGACUGAAUUUAUAAAAUAAUUGAACUUGAAGAGUGUUAUUCUCAUCCACGUGUUGGCUUUCUCUCUGUCUGUAUGUGGUUGGCUAGCAAUUGAACCAGGGGACGAGGUUAGAAGGGUGGAGGUUGUGUUGCCCCAAGGAGCCUUCCAUCACCGCUCAUUUCAAAUUGUGCAAUUUCUCCUUGUUUCAUGAAUGAAAUUGUGACUCCAGAACAGAAGAAUAUGAAUUUGAAUUGAUUCUCACAAGUUACAGGUGUCAUCCUUGAGUCUUUAUGUUCAUAAUGCUUUAACAUUAUAAUUCACAGAGGGUGACAGGUUCUCCUCUUAUCCAAGGAAAGAAAACAACUAAAGUUUAAGAAUGUCAAUAGUUGGCAUUGUAAAGACUUUUCUUUGGUAAAUAAGACUAUUCUUUUUGAUGCUUAAGUGUUUUUGAUUCUCGUUUUGCUCCACCUCUUGUUGAAAUACUUUGAAUAAACAUUCCUUUUUUAAAGAAA
Salvelinus fontinalis (brook trout) is the source of this 1158-nucleotide messenger RNA. RefSeq names its product LSM10, U7 small nuclear RNA associated (gene lsm10). Bases 150 to 518 code for a protein of 122 amino acids. Gene Ontology annotation, cellular component: cytoplasmic U snRNP body; nuclear body. The transcript has 3 exons. Gene Ontology annotation, molecular function: histone pre-mRNA DCP binding; U7 snRNA binding. Gene Ontology annotation, biological process: mRNA 3'-end processing by stem-loop binding and cleavage. The record is from RefSeq and is a predicted model, not a curated record. NCBI's taxonomy places the organism in Eukaryota, Metazoa, Chordata, Actinopteri, Salmoniformes, Salmonidae.